CUGGGCCGCGGCGGCGGCGGCGGCCUGGGCUUCGGGCGGGAUGGAGGAGGCCGCGAUCGGGGAUGCCGAACUCAACUGGUCCCGCCUUAACGUGUCGGCCGAGGCCCUGGAGUCGGAGCUGGAGGCGCGCGCCGAGGAGCGGCGGGGCUCGCGGGAGGCGCUGCUGCGGCUGCUGCUGCCUUACACCCGGCUGACGUCGCUGCCGCGGGCGCUGAGCGGCGGCUUCCCGCAUCUCCAGCUCCUGGACGUGAGCGGCAACGCGCUCACGGCGCUGGGGCCCGAGUUGCUGACGCUGAGCGGCCUGCGCACGCUGCUGGCCAGGAACAACCGGCUCGGCGGCCCGGGCUCGCUGCCCAAGGGCCUGGCCCGCUCGCCGCUCUGCCGCAGCCUCCAGGUGCUCAACCUCAGCGGCAACUGCUUCCAGGAGGUUCCCCCCUCGCUGCUGGAGCUGCGGGCGCUGCAGACCCUCAGCCUGGGCGGCAACCAGCUGCAGAGCAUCCCCGCCGAGAUCGAAAACUUGCAGAGUUUAGAAUGCUUAUACCUUGGAGGAAACUUCAUUAAAGAAAUCCCACCAGAAUUAGCAAAUCUUCCUUCUCUGAAUUACUUGGUGUUAUGUGACAACAAAAUCCAGAGUGUGCCUCCUCAGCUCUCACAGUUGCAUUCCCUUCGUUCCCUGAGUCUUCACAAUAACUUGCUGACAUACCUGCCUCGUGAGAUCCUCAACCUUAUUCAUCUGGAAGAGUUGAGUUUGCGAGGAAAUCCAUUGGUUGUCCGUUUUGUUAGGGAUUUAACAUAUGACCCUCCAACUCUUCUGGAAUUAGCUGCAAGGACCAUUAAGAUCCGAAGUGUUUCUUACACUCCCUAUGAUCUUCCUGGGAAUCUCCUUAGAUACUUGGGUUCAGCCAGCAAUUGCCCAAACCCAAAAUGUGGUGGAGUCUAUUUUGACUGCUGUGUCAGACAAAUUAAGUUUGUGGACUUCUGUGGGAAGUACCGCCUCCCCCUGAUGCACUAUUUGUGUUCUCCAGAAUGCUCUUCCCCCUGCAGCUCUGCCUCGCACAGCUCCACGUCCCAGAGUGAGUCGGACUCAGAAGAUGAGGCCAGUGUUGCCGCGCACAGGAUGCAGAAGGUUCUUCUUGGUUGAGCAGCAGUGGGUGUUGACAAUGCUAAAACACUAAGCAAAGAUGAUUCAAAAAGAAAAUGAAGCUUGAAGUUGAUUGGAAGCCUUAGUGUUUUCAUCUUGACUGUCCGUGUAAGAGUUGUAGUGAUCUAUCUGUUUAGAAAGAGUCCAGUUCCGUGCUUAGGUUCUUUGAGUGUAAUUUAUUCUGCAUGGCAGUUCAGAAUUCAUCAGCUGGUUGGUCACGAGUUUUACUAAGUCUUUGAUCAAACACUAGAAGAAUGGUACACUCUGAGGAGCAGUCACAGUCAGCCUGGAGUGGUGUUACCUGGGGCCAUUGGGUUGACUAAGAUGUCAGUCAUCACAAUUGUGCUUCCAGAGUUGUCCUGAUCUGUGCUGAACACUAGGCUGUAAAUAGAAUGAGCGUCAUCCGUUCUUGAGCCUUUCUGACCAACCAACUGGUACUGUGAGGACUGUCCCUUUUAAAUGGAAUUUAAACUUCAGCUCUUGUUUUGUGUGAUUGUUACUAACUAUAUGCAGUCUAGUUGUGAUGUGUUACAGUACCAUAAUCAUAGCGAGGGUAUGGAAGCUUAUUCUAGAAAUGAUUUCAGAGAAGCCUGCAACCUGACACUGCAGAACACUUGGAAAUGUGCUUUAACAGGCUAGGUAAAGAACUGUGUAGAUAAUACCCGAGCCCUUCAGGCCUGGAACUCUGUAGAAUGGGCUGGCCAGGAACUCAGAGAUCCACCUGCCUCCACCUCCUGUUGCUGGCAUUAAAGGUGCGUGCCACCACCUGCCUCCAUGAUCAUCUUAACUUCAUUUUGCUAAUUGCAAUGAUCUCUUGUAAGCAUGGCUUUUACACUUGUGGGAGUGAUCGAUCUAUUUGCCAAAAGAUAGAAUAAUCUAUAAUAAUAUUUCCCAACAGGAAAAUCUAGAUGGCAAGUGAUCUAAGAAAAACUGCUUUAUAAUCGUGGACUAAAUCGAGAAAAGUUGGCCAUGGUUGUGCAUACCUCCAAACCAGCACUAGGAGGUAGAGGCAGAAGAUGAGUUCAGAGUUAGCCUGGGCGCCAUUGUGAGGUUGAAGCCAGCCUGGGAUAGAUACAUGAAAACUUGUCUCAAAGUGGGGGUGAGUUAGGGUGGGGGUGGAUUUUAACCAUCAAGGGGCUGGCUUGUUUGUUGGGGUUUUCUGUCCUGCUCGGUACCCCCAGCUGUUUAGUCCCAGAGAAAAAUCACACAUAGAUCUCUAAGUUAUAAAGCUGAUUGAUUGGCCCAUUAGCUCUAGCCUCUCACUGGCCAACUCUUUCACCUUGAUUAGCCCAUUUUUUUGAUCUAUGUUAGCCAUGUGGCUCAGUACCUUUUUCAGUGAGACAGAUCACAUCCUGCUGCUUUGGUGAUCUGGGCAGGAGUGGGAGGAAUCAACUUCCUCCUUCCCAGAAUUCUCCUGUUCUCAUAUCAUUUCUACUUCCUGUCUGGUUUUCCCACCUAUACUUUCUGCCUGGCCAAUCAGCGUUUAUUUAAAACAUGAUUGACAGAAUACAGACAAUUCUCCCGCACCAAAAUGUGUCUCCUUUGCUUUUAUUAUAUACUAAACCAAAACUUCCUCUGCAUUUGAAAGAAAAACUACAACUAGAUAACAUGACUAUUCGAAGAUAGUCAGAAGUGGAGCUCAUUGUGUUCAUCUCAUAGAACUGUUGAGCACUGAGAAAGAAAUAUCAAUAAAACAGGACAGAAAACGCUAAAAUGUUGUAUCCUUAAGUGUAGGAGAAAAGUAGCAACACAAAUUAUUGUCAUUGGAAAUUAACAGAUUUGCUAGCUAGUUGAUUACACAAUAAAAACUAAUGUUAAAACUAUAAAUUGGAAUUAGGAAAUAUUGACUCAACACUGAUGAUCAAAUAAGCAGCCUGUAUAUAGUAGCAUGAAGACUGGUUGGUAAGCACUAACAGUAGGUUCAGAUCACAUUAGGGCGCUGGUGAUCUUGAAGAGUGCUUUGUUAGAAGCCAGCUGUAUGCUGACAAUAUUUGCAUGGUAGGUUUCUUGUAUAUAUUGCUUUUAUUUUAGUAGAUUAUAUUAGUAGAUUAUAGGGUAAUUCAGGGUUUGUGUGUGUUUGUAUUACGUCAUGAAACACGAGAGUUUCGUGGCUGCAGUUGUGAAACGCUGCUAUAGUGAGUCCCCUUACCUUUUCCUCAAAAUAGUGUAGUAAGAUAAUUUUUUUAUUUAGGAAUUUUCUUCCUGUGUUUAUAGAAGUGAUGUUUGUACUGCUAGCAUAGUUAAUUGUACAAUAGAAGUUAUAGUCUUUGUACUUCCCAAGUAUGCAGCUGUGAGCUGCAGACUGCUGGAUUAGGACAGGCAGUGACACUUGGGCAGUACCCAAGUGUCAAACUUGUAAAUGCUUUGUAAUUAGAUGACUUUACUUAAACAACAUAGAAUAUUUUCAUGGAAAAUGUUCAGAUGAUGGGACCCUAUUCUUCUGGUUUAAAUACUUCUAGUUUUUUGAUUGAUAAUCCUCUAGUACUAAGUGAUAGCUUGAGUAGCCUUUUAGGAAUUACUUGUAAAUAGCCUUGUAAGUAGAGCAUCUAAUGCUACUCUUUCCAGCUUCCUAGAGAGAAGCUGUACUGUUUCAUCUGUCAUAAAUGUAAAUAUUCCCGCCUGUGGCAUGUAGAUGUAUCUAUCCUAUGGAGUUCUUUCAAUGAAGUGUUUUUUAUAUGUGUAGUUAAACUCUGUGAACAGUGAGCCAGGUCAGCGUGUAGCUGUCUUUUGGGCAGGGGUUGGGUUUAUAGGGAUAGAUGCAGGGCCUUGUGCAUGCUAAGCAAACUACAGUCAACGCCUAGCAUAGAUAGCUUUUAUGAAGUCUUCUUUGGUAGCUGUUUUACUUUUUUUGUUGUUGUUUUUAAUCCAUCUUUGGCCUUAUCCUUUACAAGAGCUGCCAAUGAUUGCUAAAAUCUUUUUUCUUCCUUUUUCAUCCUUUUCCUUUUUUAGAAAACUGAUUAUAGACAUUAGCUUAGUGAGAUAGGAAUUGGCCAUUUAGAAUUCUGAUCAUCUUCUGAAGUCAGCUGAAUGCCGUAGUAGUGGUAGUCUGUCUCGCUAGUUAUGAAUCCCAUUAUUUAUACAGCUAAUGAACUCUUAGAGUUUCAGAAUUGGCAAGGGCUAAUUUUCACAAUACAGCUAUUUUAUUUUCUGAGACAGGGCCUGGCUGUGUAGCUCAGGCUAGCCUUGAACUUACUGUGUAUAGCCCAGUCUUGCCUCAGCUUCCCAGCUGCUCGAGUCACAGGUGUAAACCACGGACCCAGCUCAGUAGAAGUGUGCCAGAGGGGCCUCCUGGUCUGAAAGUCUUGAUGUUUAAAUUUUUGUCACUAAUAUUAAAAAUAAGCAUACAUUGUAAAUUGACUUCAAAUAUGAGAAAGUUGGGGGUGAUGUAAGUAAAAAUUAAAGGCAACCCUCAAUAGUGCAGCAUGUCUGUGCAGACCAGUUCUAACAGACACUGCAAAUACUGGGUUUAUGAAGGCUCAAGAAGAGGCUCCUUGCUUGAAUGUUAAGAAAAACAAAUCUUUAGAAGCAGCAAAGGAUAGGGAAAAUUAAGCCAGUGAAGCUCUGUUGAGUAAUAAGGAAUUCUUUUAAAAUUGACUUGCCAAGUGGUCUGUUGCUGGCAUCUGAUAACCUGGUCACUGAGUUUAAUACUGUUAUUAUUCUAUUGGUCCCUGUGCUGGAGGCUGCUCCAUUGCUCUGGUAAAGUAGAGCCAGCAAGCUGUAGGCUUUCUCUUACCCUUGCUCUUACCAGAGCUGGAAAGUAGUUUCUCAUUGGCCUCGUUACUAGUACAGCAGGUAGCCUUGGUGAAUCGCGCUUUUUUCUUUUAAACUGUAAAUUAAGCAUUUAGUAGUAGCUCUUUGCAUAAAAACAUGUUUAUUCUCUAAGUUCCCAUGUGAGUGCUUAUAGAUAUGACUAUCAGUAAAAGUGUAUAUGUAAAAUUAUUUAGCUGCAUUUAUUUUAAAGUGCCUAAUUUUUAUCUAAUUGAUUUGCCUUUCAUCUAAAAGUACAUUUUAAGUAUUGCUCUCCAUUUAAAUCAACGUACUGCGUUUUUAAGUUAGGCUAGGCAGUGUAACCCUGGUGAAGGGUGCUGUGUGACCCUGGUGAAGGGUGCUGUGUAGGCUUCAGGUGUGGGACCUAUAGCAUGUAACUCUGUUUCUUUGCUUAGAAAAGAAGUAUUUAGUUAGCUUCAUCUUCUGUAUGCUAAGCAUUUAAUAUUAUGUAACAUUGAUUCAGUAGCAUGUAGUUUUAUAUUUUCAUCAUCGUGUAAUCUUUUUGAUAGUAUAGUUGGUAGAAGUAUCCUUUGUGGUCUGAGAGUAAGUGCCUUAAGUCUUCCAUUUAACUCGAAAUACAGUACGUAAAGUAUAUUAUAUGGUAAAUUGUCAGUGAUGGCCAUGUGGUCUUCUGCAUUGACCUGAAGGAGAAAGUCUGAUCCUGAGAGAUUCCUUUGCCACCACAGGCCUGCUGGUUUCUCGGGGGGGGGGGGUCUUCUGGGGAGGGAAUCUUAAUCAAACUGUACCAGGAGAUAAGAGCCCUCUGGAACCAAGGAUCAAGCACCACCGCUACCCUGCCCCCAGAAAAGAAGUGUAUCUUUUAUGUAGUGUUUUAUUUAAAUGUAUAUGCUACCACAAAGGACAGGAGAAGUUUUAUCAUCUUAGGAAAAUAUUGUCACUGAGGUAUAUAGCAUGUUGUAUCACCGUUUUCCUAUAGGCUGAAGGGGAUAGCUUAAUGUGUUUAAGUGCCACCGUUCUUUUUACAUUUUUCUUGAUCUCUAUUUACUAAGGAUUAAAUUAAGCAUUCCACUAACUCACAGCCGAACACUUAGAAGGUGGUCUUGAUGGGUGCUGCUAGGCUUUCUCUUAGCAUUAGUCAGCCUCAAUAAUUGAUAGAAUAUUCAGUCUCGUGUGUGUGUUAUGUGUGUAUUAAAUCUAGUAGCUUAGUGAAGGUUAUUUACAUGCAGAAAACUGUCUGCAUUUACUAGAAUAUACUCUAUUCUUUUGGCCAUAACUAAAUUGAAUAAAAUUGUUUAUUCAAAACCCUAGCUGGAGGAAGAAAGUAGGAUGAGGUCGGUAAUGCUGUUACUGCAACCAUAAGUAAGUUGAUUGGUUUUGUGUACAAGGAUGGUUGAGAAUCCCUGUUCUCACAGUUAACAUGGUCAGCACUGGUGUUCCUGAGAAACAGUGCUGACCCCAGUGGUCACUUUCUAACAGUCAUGUGCAGACUUGUGCUGAGGUUUGUUGUAUUCUAAGUCCAUUUGGUGUUGUUAGAACAAAACACAAUGGGAAAGACUGUCUGCAUAACCAACCUUCGCUUUCUGUAAAGUCGGGGGCUUCAAAUGCCAACAAGAUGCUGAAAAGUGUUACUUCUACUUUGGUCAAAUUAUUAUGUAUGCUCUGACUUCUUUAGUUUUCAGUACCUAAAGUCUUAUGUAUUAGAAAUAUCUGUAUAAUUAUAUAUAUAUAACUAAAAUGUAACUCAGAAAUGUGAAUUAAUAAUGGAGUUUGUUUUCUGGAAAAGAUAUAGUCCUGUUGUAUCAAAUUUAUGUUACCUUAUAAUGGCUAAUAUUCUAAAAAGAAUGCUUAAACUAUUUAAAUUCUUGUGCCUCCUUCCCCCAAAGGACAUGAAAAAAUAUGAUCUUAUAUUAACUUUAUAUACUUUCUUCAUGAAUUUUGCCUUAAACAUUGUGCCUUGUUUUAUUAGAUUCCAAUUCUGGUCUUUGUAACAGCAUUUUAUUCUAAACAAACAUUUAUUUUAAAAAGAAAAUUUAUAAUGCCUGUAUUUGGUAUAUCACUGCUUAUCUGUUUAUUGAAUUUAUUUGAAUACACAACUCCAAAAAUAAAAUGUGUAUUAGCAUU
Messenger RNA from Microtus ochrogaster (prairie vole), 6991 nucleotides. It is a transcript of the gene Lrrc58, whose product is annotated as leucine rich repeat containing 58. Gene Ontology annotation, molecular function: protein binding. Gene Ontology annotation, cellular component: cytoplasm. The record is from RefSeq and is a predicted model, not a curated record. Lineage: Eukaryota; Metazoa; Chordata; Mammalia; Rodentia; Cricetidae.